GCCGCCGUAAUCGGCGAACUUCAAGGCGAUCGAAUCGCGCUGUCGCGUCCCUCGGCACGCUUAACCGCGUACGAACCAGGUACCGAAGUCUUUUCCUUCCGCUGACGCUCCUCCGGUCGUGCUGCCGACCAUGCUAAGUGUUCACGGAAAGUCGCGCGAAUCACAUCGCGGGUGGUAUACACGCACUUAGUUAAGAACCAAGGCGGUUCGAGCACUUUGCGGCUCUUCGUGAAGCCCGAGCGCGAGUGCAACCUCUGUGAAAGGCGAUCCACCGCGCGCGCGGCUGCGGCGGCUCAUCGUCGCGACGUACGUCCGCUUUAUUGAUACUGCGAGUGUCACAGGCCCUGCGGCGCCUAUGCAUAUCUCCAGAAUUUGGACUGUGUUCUAGAAUACAUUAAAGAUAAAGUACUUGGUUAUAUUGAGUUGGUACACUAAAUAGCCAUCAUGUCUGAAAUAAUAUACCCGCAAGGGUGUAGAUCGGUCACUGAAGAUUUAGGUCCGGACGAGCUGAUUAGGAGACUCAAGACAUUGGCACACACGCUGCAAGCUAUGGGACAAGACGAGGGAAUGUACCAGCAAUAUAUACCGCUGGCAUUGCAUUUGGCAGAGGAACACUUCCUGAUGCAUCAGAGCAAAGAUGUACAACUUCUAAUUGCUUGUUGCAUUGCUGAUGUUUUAAGAGUUUAUGCACCAGAGGCUCCUUACAAAGAUGCCGAUCAGGUCAAAACAAUAUUCCUGUUUCUUAUUAAACAACUGGCAGGCUUAAAAGAUCCUAAAGAUCCUGCUUUUAAGAGGUACUUUUAUCUACUUGAAAAUUUAGCUUAUGUUAAAUCAUUUAACAUGUGCUUCGAACUAGAGGAUUGCCAAGAGAUAUUCUGUGCAUUAUUUUCUCUCAUGUUCAGAAUUGUCAAUGAUGAACACUCUGGAAAAGUUAAGAGCUUCAUGCUAGAUGUUUUGUGCCCACUUAUUACCGAAUCAGACAUUGUCAGUAAUGAACUUCUGGAUAUCAUACUCAUGAAUAUUGUAGAACCGAACAAAACGCAGAAGAAGAACGCAUAUGCGCUUGCUAAAGAGCUUGUAAUCAAAUGUAGUGAUACAUUAGAACCAUACAUUCAAGCGUUUUUCAAUCAUGUCUUGAUAUUGGGCAAGGAGGAGAAAAGCUUGCAAAUUUGCAAGAAAGUAUACGAUCUGAUUUACGAGUUAAAUCAUAUAUGCCCGAGUGUCUUGUUAUCCGUCCUCCCGCAACUAGAAUGUAAAUUGAAAUCCUCCUCUGAAAGCGAGAGAUUGGGUGCCGUGGCGUUGCUGGCGAGAAUGUUCUCUGAAAAAGGCUCGCAAUUAGCCACACAGCAUACGCAGUUAUGGAGGGCGUUUUUGGGACGUUUUAACGAUAUCAGUGUGUCUAUUCGUAUUAAAUGUGUGCAGUAUUCGAUGCAUUUCUUGCUAAAUCAUCCUGAAUUGAGAAAGGAUAUCACAGAUACCUUAAAACUGAGACAACAUGACGCCGAUGAGAGCGUCCGUUACGAAGUCGUUAUGGCUAUAGUGACGACUGCCAGACGAGACUUUGAAGUUGUAUCGGACAGUGAAGAUCUACUCGAAUUUGUUAAAGAAAGGACUUUGGAUAAAAAAUUUAAAAUACGGAAAGAGGCGAUGUCUGGCUUAGCUAUGAUCUACAAAAAACAUUUAAACGAUGCCGACGUGCCGCAAGCCACAAAGAAAGCAGUUAUCUGGAUUAAAGAUAAGAUAUUGCAUGGUUAUUACAUGGCGGGUAUGGAAGACAGAUUGCUGGUGGAAAGAUUGCUUAAUACGUGCCUAGUACCUUAUCAGUUACCAGCUGAAGAGAGAAUGAAGAAAUUGUACCAUCUCUUAGGUACAAUUGACGAUCAUGCUUCUAAAGCGUUUGUGGAACUUCAGAAGCAUCAACUUGCGGUACGAAGGGCAGUAGUUGAAUGGCUUGACAUUGUAAAAAAACCAGAUGCGAAAAAUGAGCUAAUGACGAAGGUUCAUCAAAUAUCGCGCUUUCUGCCAGAUCCUAUGAAAGUACAGGAGUUUCUUCAAAAGUUUAGCGGUCAUAUGAAAAAAGACAACAGAUUGUUACAGGAAAUGGAAACGAUUGUACAACCAAAUGUCUCCUGCAAAGAAUGCGCUGAUACAAUAACCAAGGUUCUUAAGAAAUUAGGACAACCUGUUAUGACCAAUCUAUAUUAUAAUACAAUUAAAAUGCUGCUUGAAAGAGUAAGCUCUGUCAUGAUUGAUGAAGAAGCAAUUCGGGUCUUGAUCGGAUACGUCUUAGACUGUUUGAAAGGAGGGAAUGUAAUAGAAGAAGUUGGUCUUAAUCCAAAUAAUGCUGGGGAGAAAGGAUUGAGACUCUUAGUGAUGCUGUCAUUCGUAUUUGGUCCACAUUUCCUCCAUAAUGAUAUUUUGAUGCAAUUGGUCAAUUUACUUGAACUAGAGGACGAAAUGGUUGCACCAUUAGUUCUCUCCAUUUUUACGUUCCUGGGAAAAUAUAAACCAUUAUGUGACGUAGCGCCGGAUAUCAUGAAUCUUAUGGUGCCGAUAUGCAAGAAUUUCGCUGAGACGGGGACGCCAAAGCAGGCAAAGCAAGCUGUGAGAUGUUUAUUCGUCAACAUGACUAAUAUUCACGACACUAUUUUCCCUGAGAUUAUCGAAAGAAUUAAGAACACGCUGACGCCGACGUCGGAAUAUUAUAGGACGUCUAUAGUUACAUUAGGUCAUAUAGCGUACAAUUUGCCAGACAAAUAUCAAGUACAAAUAAAAAAUAUGGUGUCCAGAAAAAUAGUUAAAGAAUUACUAGUGAAAGAGAGCAGUGAACAAACCUCUGAGGCUAUCGAAGGAGAUUGGUGUAGAGAGGAUCAAUUACCAGAAGAGACACGAUGCAGAUUGGAAGGCUUGAAGUGCAUGGCGCGUUGGCUAUUAGGAUUGAAGACUGAUGUAUUGUCAGCACAAAAGACAUUUAGAAUGCUGAAUGCUUUUAUGGUCAACAAGGGUGAUUUGUUAUCACAGGGACGUUUGAGCAAAGCUGAAAUGAGCUGGUUGCGAUUACAAGCGGGUUGUUCGAUGUUGAAAAUUUGCGAACAGAAAGGCGUUGGCGAUCAAUUCACUGCAGAACAAUUUUAUAAUCUUUCACAACUCAUGGUGGAUGAAGUUUCUCAAGUUAGAGAAGCUUUUGGUGGUAAACUGCACAAGGGUCUUGGAAGAGGAAUUCCAAACAAAUGUUUACCAUUGGAUUUCAUGGGAUAUUAUGCUCUGGCUGGUAAAGAACAGGACAAGAGAUUAAAGUGUGUAUUGAAGACGUAUAUGCAGACAGACAUAAAUAAAAGAAGGGAUUAUGUGAAAACUCUUUCACUGGGUACUGUUGAGCGGGCUAUGGAUCAACUACCCCAUAUUCUACCAGAUUACAUGUUAGUUUUUGCCGUACCUAUUCUCGCGCAUGACCCAGAAUUCACGAGUCAUAUAAUGGUGACCCAAUUGAAAGUCAUUCAACAAUGUCUUUGGUUCAUCUUGGAGCCUCUCAUCAUGAAGAACGAAUAUUAUUGCUAUGGAUUUUACAAAAAUCUCGUAGAACGUAUGAAAUGUCACAAAGACGCAUUGAAACCCGAGGACAACGAAACAAAUUAUAAAUUAUGGGCUGUUUGUGACUUGGCAAUGAAUGUAAUAUACACCAGGACUACCAAUUUCGACAUGAAAGAGUUUCCGAGCGAGACACGAAUUCCCGCGAUGUAUUUUAAACGAUCGGACGAAACAUUGCACAAUGAAAAGAAUUACUUACCCGCAGAAUUACAAAUAAACAUGACAAAUCCAAAAGGAAAGGGAUCAUUCCACAAUACACAUACGGUCAAUGAGAGACCACAACGCAAGACUAAAUCCAAACAGAAGGAAGUAGGCAUUGGACCUAAUGAGACAGAUGCAAGGCUGCAAGUUGGAGAAAUGGAAUGUAUUGAUGCACAGCCUGCAGAAGCAUCAGAAACCAGGAUUCAGCUUCCUGGUUUAGAAGAAGAGAUUGAAGAACCACCCGCGAAGAGGGCAUUAAGGGAAUCAGAUAAAGUAAACAAAUAAUUCAGUGAUCGGACUAUACCCGAGGGGAACAUUGGGAUGGGGAGAGAUUUAAAGAACAUGAUGAUAAGAAAAUUAAAGAAUCUAAAAGAUACUUUACAAAUUAGAAACAGAAUAUUUUGGUUAUGUAUAACAAUUAAUAAACCUAAGUCGUUCGUGUAUUUCUAGAGUGUAAGAGAUAUUAAGAUUAUGACAGUGACGUCAAGCUUAUAAUGCAAAGAGUUCUCUCGACUUGCAACUUGUGUGAACAAAAAAGAAAAAAAGAAAUAGAACGAAUUCUUCAUAAAUAUAUAUGGCUCCGUAAAUGUUUAUUUUGUUGACAACAAAUAAUAUUACAUAUUUGUAUUUCUUGUUAUUUUUACUGAAUGAUAAAACGUAUUAAGUAAUUUAUGAUAGUAACAAUUGUAACAAAAAAUUUUUCUUCAAACGGCCCAUACAUAGCCAGAAUGAAAAUUUUUUGUAAAUUUUAUAAUGAAAUUUUCUUGGAUCGAAGUUCUUAGUAUGUGACCAUUAUUCAUCUUUGCACUAUGCAUCAAUGUUUUUUGUAUCUCUAUUUCGCGAACGUCUAAUAAAUGAUAUCACAAGAUAUUUUGUUGAAAAAUAGCAUCGGUUUAAAUAAACAAGUAUAUAUAAAACAAUAUUGUCAACAUACUUUAUUAAUAAAUGAAUAAAAUGAAAACUUACUUUCUAAAGAGAAAUAUACCCAAAUAUGUUAUACACACGACACACACACACACACACACACACACACACACACACACACACACACACGUGCAUUCAUACAUACAAUUAAAUCGGCACUUUAUAAACAGCAAAGGAAAAUACUAUAAGUUUUGUUGCAUAAACGAUGCAUACUAGAUAAGAAAUUGUGUGUCUAUUGGCUUUGUGAUCCAAAGUUGUUGGUUUUUAAUAUAAUUAUGGCCACACUUUAAUCGCGAUUAUUAUGAUUGAUACACAUUAAGUAUGAUCUAUGUGUAACAAUGAAAAAAAAAAAAUAUUGCGAAAACUUGUGAAAACCUUCAACUUUUGUAUUUAUAAAUAAACAUAAAAUUAAAAUUAUUGCAGAA
Messenger RNA from Monomorium pharaonis (pharaoh ant), 5138 nucleotides. RefSeq names its product sister chromatid cohesion protein PDS5 homolog B-A (gene pds5). Lineage: Eukaryota; Metazoa; Arthropoda; Insecta; Hymenoptera; Formicidae. Gene Ontology annotation, biological process: DNA repair; mitotic sister chromatid cohesion. The record is from RefSeq and is a predicted model, not a curated record. The coding region runs from base 445 to 4074 and encodes 1209 amino acids. The transcript has 17 exons. Gene Ontology annotation, cellular component: chromatin; nucleus.